Astrephomene gubernaculifera is the source of this 3715-nucleotide messenger RNA. The record is from the annotation of a GenBank genome assembly. Lineage: Eukaryota; Viridiplantae; Chlorophyta; Chlorophyceae; Chlamydomonadales; Astrephomenaceae.
GCAACCUUGGGGGCAAUGGGAUACGAGCGCCUUCACGGAAGCAGCUCAGCUUGUCGGGAAGCCAUGGCUUGAGGCAUGAUGCUCCAGCUAUAGCUGUCGACCAGCAUUUCAACGGAGCAUUUAACUACUCUAUAUCUGUAGUUACUCAUAGCUCUUACCGUCCCGUCGGCUUAAAGUUCCACUAGCGCGGCAUGUUCACUACCGCGAUGUGCAGAACCACGCUAAGUCCUUCCUCCGAUGCCGUUGCAGGUGCCCACACUAUGGAUUGUGACUCUGUAGCCACUUCUUUGGGCGCGCGGCUGUGUUGUCAUUCCCCGUCGGCGCAUGCCCGACACGACAGCCCGUUUACAACUGGCAGCCAAACACCGCUUUGUCGCCCUGCAGCUGAUCCAGUUUCCAUACCAAAUCGUCCUGGUGUCGGCCUGUCUGGGCGGCAAUGUAUUCCGCAGGAGCCGCUCGACAGCGAAAUGUCAUGUUCCCCCUCCGCAACUAGCAGGCAGCGCAUGGUCCUCACGACGCCCCAGAUCCGCACAUCUGGCUGUGCUUCGUUGCACGACCUGCAAACCGCUGCUCUAUCUGGCGAAGGAGCUGCCCGUCGCGCCCGAAUACUAGAUGCACCCGAUGCUUCGUCUCAAAACAGCGAAUCCUGCCAAGCCCUGCCGAGCCAGCAUGACAUAGAAGUGGAGCAGCAGAACAGUCUGGAGGCUGUUAUGAGGCCCGUUGCAUCGCUUCCGCUUAUGUCAACGCAAGCCCCCGUAAGCCUGGCAGACCUUUGUACGGCGCUCUCUUCCCCCGUUUACCCCGAGACAUUGGCUGCCGUACACCAAGCCCGCGACACCGUCACUGGGACAGAGACGACUCUCUCCGAAACCACAGCCGCCAUCUCCGCUCUCAUGCUUUCCACAGAUCCAUCCAUCAAGCAUUUCAACAUGGAUGCGACAGCUACGGCCGUUAUUGGCGGGCUAAUUCGUUCCAUUAGCUCUAUACCCGCCACCUCCUACACCUCCACUGCGUCACCCGCCAUUCGCGCCCCGAUGGUCGCUCCCCGGCGCCUUGAAGCAGCAGCAGAGGCUCAUGACGCCACCACCGCCGCCGCCGUUACAGCCAUGAUCGAUAUGGACGGUAUGCCGUCAGAGUGCCCGGACUGCGCUUCGUACGACAUCCCAAUGCCGGCUUCGGCUCCCGUGUACGGCAGCAUCCAACGCGCCUGGCCUGCUGUUGGAUCCUGCACGACCGCUGCCGCUGCUACCUCUGCUGGUGCUCGGGUGCUGCCGGUGUCGCCUAGGCAUGCGCGACCGCAGACCUCCACUAAGCGAGGCCUGUACGAGGGUACGGUGCGAGGUGGCGUGCCGUACAACCUGUGGCAGUACUGCACGACGUUUUGAGGUCGGGGGGGGGGUCACUGUGAUAGGUGUGCUACUCCUGGUUCUGGGAUGCAGGAAUGGGGCUUGGGGCUGUUGGACUGCCGAGUGGGGUUCUCUUGCUGCUGUUACAGCAUACGCGGUGGUGGAGUACAAUAGUUGCGAUGCCUAGGUUGAAAGGUUGCUUUGCAAGUUGCUGUUGUUGUUUAUAAAUGGUAAUGGCUUCAGUGCGGUUUGGAAAGACUCGCAAUCUUUGCUAUUGCGAGGCCUGCGAUUGCGACGGCAUGCGUGCUCGGGCACAUGCGUGCGGUUUAGGCAUAAGCGCAGCCAUGCACAUGGCGUGGGGUGCUGUUUAAAGUGGCGGUUAACACGCUCUUUUGAUGAAGAAUUGCGCUGCGCUGGGCUUCUAAUGCUUCUGAUGUCAAGCCGCAACCCACGUAAGCAGUCGCGUAAAUGCUACUUGUGGUUUGCAGAGGUGCUGCAGAUGGGAUGACGACACGACGACACGUGACGCGUACGUCCCUACGCCGAGGAUGAUGGAUACACGUUUGGGGAGUCACGAUGUGUGGGGACGGUGGUGGUUCCUGGUAUGGAUGGCAAUUCGGUUGGUCGUCAGCAGGCGUUACACGGCCCUUAUUUGCUGGACGCCUGUACAAUGGGUCGCCUUUUCGUUGUGCGCGGAGCCGUGGGCAUACCAUACUGGCACAUGCACCGUAUGCUAGGUUCCUCUUUGCUCCAACGGGUGUUUUGCGGUCCCUACUAGCCUACCUAGCGCUUCUUAAACAUCGUGGCAUCUAGCGCUUCCCACAGUAACUAACGUUUUACUAUAUUUUCAACAAUAAGGGCCGUUUGGACCAUGAUUCGAUGGACCAAGGUUGUACAAUAUGGGAGAGGUUGUGCGGCGGGCCACGCAAGCACGGCGUGGUGUUUGUUGAUGGGUGACGAGGUUAAGGGAUGCCUGCCCCGGCCGGUCUUCAGCGGCUUACUGGGCGGUUUUGGCUUGUGGAUGAUGCGUGUAGGAAAAGGAGUGGGUGAGGGGUGGUGGGUGCUCAGGAAACCGAGCACCAUUCAUUUUGGUGCUUGGCACUGCUUCUGUGCUUUGCAAAGAGGCCGCUUUUGGAACGUCGUUACUGUUUGUCUGUUUUCGUGGUCAUUGCUUAGGUGCUGCUGCUGUUUGAUUUCAUGGUGAGUCGGUUUGCGUUUGGUCAAAGCAUGAAUGCUAGAGAUGAGUGGGUUUUUGUUAGAUUUGUUGCGCCUGUAGCGCACGUGGGAGGAGUGACACUUGCGCCUCCCCCAUGAUGUGGUGUGUGGAGGCUGCUGGUAUUGAGGUCCGAAGAAAAAACGUUUCGUGUCGUGGCGCGUUGGUUGUUAUGUUGUUGCUGGCGCUUUCGAGUGGAUUUGAAAUGGCUGCGCUUGCUAUACAUACGAGUACCGGUACCUUUUUGGGUGGGAGCCCAGGGAUUCCAAACAAUAAAGUCCCUUGCCUGCGCCCUCUUGAGUGGCUGCAGUCGUGCUGUCAUCGUGUCAUGGUUAGAUACGUUUCCUUGUCUUCAGUUCUUUGCAUCAUUGCGUGAAUGCUACGGUCCUGUGGACCAUGCAGCAUGCAUGUCAAGCCGUUUUGUGCCUUUCUGUAGCCAUGAAUAACCGUACGGUACACCGUACAUGGAGUUGACAUAGCGCCAUGCAUUGUCGAUUGGCCCUGGUGUUGUGCAUGCAUGGGAUUAUGUGUACACCGCAAGUGGAGAGGCUGUUUAUAAUGGUUUUGGUUGUUGCCGUACACUUAGGUUAAGUACGGUUCGUACUGCUGCCUCUGCUGGUCUGUUGGUCCUGCUCUUUAUCCAUCCAGGGAAGUUCAUAAGCCUAGACACGGACCUGACCGAGGUGUCUGCCGCGCCUGGCGGAACUGUUAUAGGGAUAGUAGAUGAUCUAAUAUGGCUUUACUUAAUGUUGGUGUUAAUAUAUAGUGGGGCGGUUUCUGUGAGCUGGUUGAGGGCUUCCUUGCGACAGGCGUCCCCAGGCUAUUACGUAACGUGCCGUGCUGCUUGGUUGCGGAUGCCGACAUGAUAGCAGAUACCGUCCGUACACUACCGGUACGGCUGCCUCGGUUGACUACUGUACGCACCAUUCUAGCCUCCACACGUGAAUAGCUUCAAUAGCUUGAAAUGCAUCAGGGGCCUAUUAAAGGUCCCAACCAAGGUUAAACUGGGCACUAAGAAGAGUGUAAUGGUUGUCGGCAAGGCCAGCCUCCCGCUGACGCGUCCCCGAUGUCUGCACGGGCCUCCCGCAUGCCUCGUGCAGCUGGCAGCCUCAUCAUGCAUGUGUAGUGGCUGCCCUUGGUUGCUUGCUAAUGUUGC